This is a messenger RNA of Anastrepha obliqua, 738 nucleotides long. RefSeq lists its product as uncharacterized. The coding region runs from base 1 to 738 and encodes 245 amino acids. The record is from RefSeq and is a predicted model, not a curated record. The transcript is spliced from 6 exons. Lineage: Eukaryota; Metazoa; Arthropoda; Insecta; Diptera; Tephritidae.
AUGGAAGUAAUCGAGUUCAUAGAGCAUACAAAUUUGCGUAAUUUAAAAUUCAACAUUAAGUCUAUGGUUCAAGCGAGUUUACGGCGAAUUAACGAGGAGCUGGAAGAGAGAAGGCUGAUGCUACGACACAUGUUGGAAUCCGAACAUCUGACGUACUCUGAGGAACUGGCUUUGCUCACAAAGCAACGAAUCGAGGAAGCGGCCAGAAAACGGCACGAAUGGUUUGGAAUUCAAAGAAUGGAACGAGAGCUGGAAACGGAAAAGUUCUUGAAACUUAAGAAACUACAAAGAGAAAUGGAAAGCUGUGAGAAAGCGAGACACUUGGAAAGCAAAACAUUGCUGCUGGAUAGCAAACGAGCGCAGCUCUAUCAAAUCGAGGAGAAGGAAGUAAUGCGUCAAAAAGAAAAGCAAAUUAAACAAAUGUGGUUGGAUGUCCAACGACGAUUUAAUGAAGAGAUGCUGGAGCAAGAUAAUCUGGAACGAAAGCUUCUCAAAGUAAUUGCGAAAUCCAACCAGGAAAUGAAUUCAAGGAAUGACGAAUGCCAGAAGGAAAUAAAUAAAAUUAAUGAUAAAGCUGCGCGCAACGAGUUUGCUAAAGAGGAUGCGAGUGCUUCGCUUAAAGACAAAUUGUAUAUGGAACGGCUAAAAGAGAUGGAGAAAAAUAAGGCGCUGAGUCAACAUAACGUGUUAACGGUCUUAUGGACAAUGAAAACUACUUCGGAACUAAAAAGGACAUAA